UUUAGGUGAGGAAGAUCCGUGCGCCGAUGCGAAGUGCACGGUUGGGGAGUACUGCAAGGACGGAAAGUGCCACUGCUACGACACCUGUCCGACCGACUGGCUGGUCCAUCAGAAUAAGAUAUGCGUGGAUGGCUACACGUACAGCCACACGUGCGACCUGUAUCGCAACAUUUGCUACUGCCGCGAGGGUGACCAACGUUGUGGCGAUGAGCGCUACUUCGGCGGCCACCACGCCGACCAGAACUCGAUCAUCCGCUACUUCGCGGAGUGCCAGGAACUAACACACAAAUGCAACUGGGCUGUCCACCAGCGGUUCUUCAGGUAUCAGCUGAUUGUCUGGCUGCAGCAACUCCUUGGAUCAACGAAUCACGGCACUGACCCGCGCAAUGUGCUUCUUCGUCCCCGAGCUCAACACGAUUGGCUGGCGCUUGACAACCUCCUCUCGAAACGAAUCGGUCUCCGGGGUGAGAAUGCCGGACCGAUUCUCAGCUUCGUGUUUUGUGAACUCGACGUCGACAAGAGUGGAAUUAUUGAAGAGAGAGAGUUGGCCAUGCUGACCCAAGUUGCACUUCCGACGUUGGCAUGUUUGGAAAUAUUUCUCGGGAACUGCAUCAGUGGACGAACAAUUAGUCGUGAUGCCUGGUUCAACUGUUUCGAGAUCGACACACGUGAGCCAAUCGUGCAUUUUUGUGCAGCCUAA
This is a messenger RNA of Mesocestoides corti, 700 nucleotides long. NCBI's taxonomy places the organism in Eukaryota, Metazoa, Platyhelminthes, Cestoda, Cyclophyllidea, Mesocestoididae. The record is from the annotation of a GenBank genome assembly.